AUGUCAUUGAUUCGUUCAGCAAGCGGCCCAGCAGGUGGUUUAAGCAUCAACACUGGUGCUGCUAACGCCUUCGGAACCGCCGCUUCUAAGCCCUCUGCCGCUGGUAGUCUCUUCGGUUCUUCUACAACCUCUACACCCACCGCCAACACAACAACAGCGCCAGGCGCAACAGGCACCAUGUCUCUCUUUGGCAACGCUGCGCAAAAGCCUGCAACAGGCGGUCUGUUUGGACAGUCGACGGCAGCGACAACAACUACGCCUGCAGCUGGCGGCGGUCUCUUUGGCGCUGCCGGCGCAACAAACACUCAACAGACCCAGAGCACAGGUACUGGGCUCUUUGGCAACACUGCUACCAACAACACCCAACAACAAGCGCAACCUACAACGACCGGCACCAGCCUCUUUGGCCAAUCUACCCAAAAUCAAACUCAGCAGCCUCAACAAACAGGCACAGGUCUGUUCGGCCAAUCUACCGCAACAAAUACACAAAGCAACACAGGAGGGCUUUUUGGCCAAUCUCAGGCGAAGCCCGCUACAGGCACCAGUCUGUUCAGUGGUCAAACACAGCCUCAGCAGAACAACACCCUUGGUCAAUCCACAAACCAAGUCUCAGCCGUUCAAAUCAACUACGACAGCAUCCGCCCCCGUACCCGCUUCGAUGACCUCGCUAAGCCCGUACAAGAUGAAAUUGCGUUGCUGGACUUGGGUAUCCAACGAGUUAUCAAGAUGCGAGACGAGAUUGGCGAGUUUAUGCCCCAGCACGAAAAGGAUAUUGAGCAACUGGGCUUAGACGUGAAAUUUGUCGAGUCAAAGUUUCGAACUGUUCAAGUUGCCCUCAACAACGAUAUUCAGACCGUCAAGGCUCUCCAGGAUCAAACCCGAAAGAACGCCGCCGAUGCCCGACUAUGCUUCCGAGGCGCCGAUAACCUCAAACUCCCGACACACUAUCACCAAACUGGUCUUUUCGCCAGCCAGGCUCCAGCUGCUGAUUCUGGAGGCGCAAAUGCUGCUUCGACACAUGCGGACGCCCAAGAUCUGAUCACCUACUUCAACCGUAUCUGUGACGAUAUUGAAAAGUACAAGGCUCGUCUCGAUGAGUACCGAGGUGAUAUUGAGCGAGAUAUGCCUGGUGUUGAGAACGGCCUUUAUGAGCAGAUCCGAGCUCUACGCGACCGCAGCGCAGGCAGCGUAGUCGUCCAGGAUCAACUGAACGAGGUUUUAUUGGCGCUCAGAGAUACGGGAAGCGCGAUUGUUUCCCAGGCUGGACAGAUUGCCGACACUCGAGAACGGCUAUCGCGCCUCCAGGCUGGAAUCGUGGACAGUGGAGUUUACGCCAUGGGCAUGAAUGCGUAG
Messenger RNA from Fusarium musae, 1353 nucleotides. RefSeq lists its product as uncharacterized. NCBI's taxonomy places the organism in Eukaryota, Fungi, Ascomycota, Sordariomycetes, Hypocreales, Nectriaceae. Bases 1 to 1353 code for a protein of 450 amino acids. The record is from RefSeq and is a predicted model, not a curated record. Gene Ontology annotation, biological process: nucleocytoplasmic transport. Gene Ontology annotation, cellular component: nuclear pore. The transcript is spliced from 4 exons. Gene Ontology annotation, molecular function: structural constituent of nuclear pore.